AAGGUGUAAUUGUGGCAGGUUGUUUUUAGCCCAGGGUAAAGAGGACCAGAGCGCUGCGCAGUGCGUGUGCUGGCAACCAGUUUGUGUGCGUCUGGAGCUAGUAGUACUUCACCAUGCCCGCGAACGUAACAGUCGUCUUUCCGGAGAAGCACGGCACGGAGGAGUUCUUGCGCCGUAGCGGUGACCUGUCCAGCGACGGUGGAAAAAACGCCAUCUUCAAGCGAAUCUGGGAACCUGUUAACGCCAGCCGCAGGGUUGUGUUGAGUGACAAGGGGUCGGCCGACUUGCCCUACGGAAGUCGCUUCUCGAGGCAUCUGAACCCGUCUGUUUUCGGCGGUGACAGCCUCUGCAAGAGGCCCAUGACUUCCAGCGGCACUGUCCCCGCGGUGGAGAUGCAUCCCCUCCCGAGGCCUGCCACCACCGGCUCCGGUAAAGUCCACUACGUCAACUCCCUGGCUCCAUUCUCAACCCUGCAGAAGCCGACUUGUGGGUACUACUUCUCUCGAGAAAUCGACCAAAAGAAGAAAUGCAUCGGCAUCCCUGCUACCAACAUCGUCAAAUGGCGAUCAUAAGGACUAUAAAAAAUCAGUCCCAAGCCAUGGAAAGAAGUGCAGUAACGUUAAACAUGUGUAUAUAUAUACCCCGUGCUUUUUUGACUCGUGUAUAACAUAUAUCGUGUUACUUCUCUAUUUUUAACAUGUGCACAGUUUGUAUACUGUAAUCACUACCGAUGAUUGUGUGUGUAUUGUGACAUUUUUGCACACGCUGGAAAUUUUGACGCGUAAUGCUGCUAUUUUGAUAAUAUAUUUGUACCUAUUGCGCAGCCACUGGGGCUGUAGAAUGAUAUGUGAACCCUCGGAGGAUGAUUUUGCACUGUGAAAAUAUUAUUUCUGUAAGUGUACACGUUGGUGUUCGACUGUGUGUUGAAAUAAAUCCAUUACACUUGAUA
Molecule: messenger RNA, 949 nt
Organism: Branchiostoma floridae (Florida lancelet)
Lineage: Eukaryota; Metazoa; Chordata; Leptocardii; Amphioxiformes; Branchiostomatidae
Exons: 2
Coding region: 114-572 (152 amino acids)
Source: RefSeq, a predicted model, not a curated record